AUGAGUGCCCUUGAUGGUGUCCCUUUCAAGGUGCCCAAGGGCUUUCUGACCAGCACAGAGCUUCUCCCUGGGCCAGAACUCAGUGUCCCAGCCUGCAGGGAGCUUCUGCUGGGUUCUAUGCACGACUUCAGCCUGGAGAGGAGGACCCUCUUCUGGGUGGAGGCUGUCAUCCGGGGACCCUGCCAGUUCCAGUGCGAUGCUCCCGGGACAGCGUCAGCCCCUCCAGCCUGGCUCUUGCUGGACAGCCCGGAAUGCGGGCGGGCGGCCGCGCCUGCUGUAGCCGCAGGCCCCAGGGCUGGACCCCAAGAGCAGCCCGAGGAAGAGGAGAAGAAGGAGGAGGAGGAGGAAGCCACGCCUGCCAGUGAGGAAAAGCCGGGGCCUUGCAGCCCCCAGCCCAGCGCUCCUGCGAGCCCCAGCCCGGGCCGUCACCGGUGCUCACUGCACGUGCUGCGAGGCGUGAGGUCGGAGCUGGCGGGUGUGCGGCAGAGGCUCUCCGAGGGCAGCACGGCCGCCCGCCCACGCGCCUUUCUGCAGCGCAUCCGCCACCGGGCGCGGAGCCUCUGUCCCAGCCCGGAGCCGCCCCAGAGCCCCGCGCCCCCGCCCCCGGGCCCCUGUGGACCCGCCCCGGCCCCGCGGCCCUCCACGGCUGGUGCCGUGCCCCCGCUGCGGAGCCACAAGCCCACGGUCGCGUCCCUCAGCCCAUACCCUUGCCUGCCACCUCUGGUGCGGGAGCCCCAGCCUGUCAUCGCCCACAGAUCACACCCUGAUUCUGCCGACCUGCUGUCCGCCCUCAGCCAAGAGGAGCAAGACCUCAUCGGGCCAGUGGUCGCCCUGGGGUAUCCCCUGCACAGGGCCAUCGUGGCUCUGCAGAAGACGGGGCGUCAGAGCCUGAGCCAGUUUCUCAGCUACCUUAGUGCCUGUGACCGGCUGCUGCGGCAGGGCUACGACGAGGGCCUGGUGGAGGAGGCCAUGGAGAUGUUCCAGUUCUCUGAGAGCCAGGCAGGGGAGUUCCUGCGCCUCUGGGAGCAGUUCAGCGACAUGGGCUUCCAGCCGGACCGGAUCAAGGAGGUGCUGCUGGUCCACGGCAACCGCCGCGACCAAGCCCUAGAGGAGCUGGUGGCCUGUGCCCAGUGA
This is a messenger RNA of Eptesicus fuscus (big brown bat), 1134 nucleotides long. It is a transcript of the gene UBAP1L, whose product is annotated as ubiquitin associated protein 1 like. The transcript is spliced from 5 exons. Gene Ontology annotation, biological process: ubiquitin-dependent protein catabolic process via the multivesicular body sorting pathway. The coding region runs from base 1 to 1134 and encodes 377 amino acids. Gene Ontology annotation, molecular function: ubiquitin binding. The record is from RefSeq and is a predicted model, not a curated record. Gene Ontology annotation, cellular component: ESCRT I complex. Lineage: Eukaryota; Metazoa; Chordata; Mammalia; Chiroptera; Vespertilionidae.